Molecule: messenger RNA, 2126 nt
Organism: Sebastes umbrosus (honeycomb rockfish)
Lineage: Eukaryota; Metazoa; Chordata; Actinopteri; Perciformes; Sebastidae
Gene: prl
Product: prolactin
Exons: 5
Coding region: 699-1340 (213 amino acids)
Biological process (GO): response to nutrient levels; positive regulation of receptor signaling pathway via JAK-STAT; positive regulation of cell population proliferation
Cellular component (GO): extracellular region
Molecular function (GO): hormone activity
Source: RefSeq, a predicted model, not a curated record
GGCACUUCAGCAUUGGCUUCACUUCCCAGACCCGGAGGUUGCCCAAUGAUUUAUACCGAAAACAAGAGGUAGAGGUUUGUUAUGUAAUCAUUGAGACUUAGGUACAUAUACUGUAUAUUGCCCUUAUAUGCAGGGUUAUUAUCUACAGGAGAAUACCUUCAAAGACUGAUUCAUUGAGGACUUCAUGGACUUUUAGGACAUAGAAAAGACAUUUGUACUAUGACUGACAUUACAUCCAUAUCACAACACUUUUCAAAACAAUUAAAAGGUAUAUUUACUAAAGCAAAUCUUAAAAAUCUGAAAGCCAAGAUGGCACAAUAAAUACAGGUAGCAGGUGGGGUAACUAUGGAAAGGUCAGGUCAGUUAUGGGUUUACAUGGUCAUCAGCAAUUUAAUCAUCAAAUGAUGCCGUAAUGAAUUAAGAAACAGUGUUUUUAUUCAUCCAUCUAAUUAAGAACUGGAAGGAACUUUUUCCACACACACACACACCCCCAACACACACACACUCACUCACAGCAGCACAGCAUCCAUUCAAAUCUCCCUGACCAUGUUUCUCAUUACUAACUGGAACAAACAAUCAGCACACACUGCUGCAUAACCAAACUGUAGAAGCCAAGGAUAUAUAAGAUGGAAGCACAACGGAGAAAGAGGAAGAAACGGCGACGAGAAGACUAACAAACAGGUAGCAGAGGAAGAGAGAUGGCUCACUGCAGGAACACGAAUGGCAGCAAACUCUUCACGAUGGUGUUGUAUAUGGUGGCGGCGUGCAGUGCCGUUCCCAUCAGCGACCUGCUCGACCGAGCCUCUCAGCGCUCUGACAAACUGCACUCCCUCAGCACGACUCUCACCCACGACCUGGACUCUCAUUUCCCUCCUAUAGGCCGGGUGAUCAUGCCCCGACCCUCAAUGUGCCACACCUCCUCUCUGCAGACACCCAAUGACAAGGCGCAAGCUCUUCAAGUAUCAGCGUCGGACCUGUUGUCAUUGGCUCGCUCCUUGCUCCAAGCCUGGGCAGACCCCCUGUUAGUCCUGUCCACCUCUGCUAACACCCUGCCUCACCCAGCCCAAAGCACCAUAUCCAACAAGAUCCAACAGCUGCAGGAGCACUCCAAGAGCCUGGGAGACGGCCUGGAUAUUCUAUCUGGCAAGAUGGGUCCAGCGGCUCAGACCAUCUCCUCGCUGCCCUAUAGCGGAGGCAACGACAUCGGCCAGGACAAGAUUUCCAAAUUGAUCAACUUCAAUUUCCUGUUGUCCUGCUUUCGCCGCGACUCCCACAAGAUCGACAGCUUCCUGAAAGUCCUACGCUGCCGGGCGGCAAAUAUGUUACCUGAGAUGUGCUAAAGAGUCAGACAGCUUGAUUUUUCUCAAAGCUUGUAUUGCCUACCAACUAGAGAUUAGCGCGUGCUAGGAAUCUGCUAUCUGAGCUAAUAUCCUAUAAUAAGUAGUUGGCAUUUCUGAGCUUCCAGAAGGUGAAGAUAAGGAGGAGUUACAUGGCACACAGGAAAUCACAGUUUGUUUGACACCUUUUAGCCAUCAUGGUGCGCAAAAAACAUUGACUUCUCUAAUACAAUAGCUAAAUUUGAGCUCUUAUUCAUUUUGAUCGAAACAUUUCCCUUGUAAAUCUUCAAAAGGGGCAAAAGUUGUAAUUCUUAAACAGCUUCCUUAUUGACUUAAAGGUUAAAACAAGUUAAGACAUUUCAGAUAGGGGAGCAACCCAGUAAACCUAAAGGCUUAUACUCGUGUCAAGUCUUACUAAUGAGCACGGAGCAUGGCUCGCAUACUUCCCCAGAUGUUUCCAGCUGGUCUGGCAUUAUGAACUGAUCAUAUUGUGGUGACAAACUGUGGUAAACUGGUGUGUUAUUUGCUCCUUCUGGUCUUGUCCUUCUACUAAAGCUUUAUACUCAUUUGUGGUGGCAGAUAUGACGGUGUGACAUAUGAGUCACACCGUCAUAUCUUCGAGUCAUUCUUCACACCGGGAGGCUUCAACGGAGAAUAACGUUCUCUUCCUAACUAAUGCUCAACUGCAGCAUUUGCACUUUAGAUUUGAUUACACUUUCCUGAAAGCCUUUUGAACGCGAUGCUUAUCAAUGUGAAUAUUUCUGUUCAUCAAUAAAUAACUAUGUCUUG